Hyla sarda is the source of this 876-nucleotide messenger RNA. RefSeq lists its product as uncharacterized. The record is from RefSeq and is a predicted model, not a curated record. The transcript has 2 exons. Lineage: Eukaryota; Metazoa; Chordata; Amphibia; Anura; Hylidae. Gene Ontology annotation, biological process: ubiquitin-dependent protein catabolic process. Bases 162 to 632 code for a protein of 156 amino acids. Gene Ontology annotation, molecular function: ubiquitin protein ligase activity.
GUGAAGACUUCAAUUCACUUAGGAAGGGCGAGCUAAAUCAUAUAUUUGGCGUUUACUUCCUGCUUUGUGUUUUUUGUUAUUUUCAUUUUAUUUACUUUAUUACAUCCGGGCUAAAACCACCUGAGUCUAGAGAGGGAGGACCUACCUCCAUCCCGGGACCCAUGGGUUCCCGGGAAGUGCGCGGCAUGAAUGCCGGCAAUAUCGCAUGGCUGCAGCGUCCAGAAAAUGCGGGCCAGACUAUUCGCCGGGAACGGCUAAGAUCUGAUCAGCGUAGAAGGGCGGAGAGGAUGCAGGCCAGGGCUGAUCUUCAGCGGGGAAGACCAUUGGGAGGAAGGGAGAGAGGCCGUCCCCAAGUGAGACCACCACCAGCUGAGGGCAACCAUGAGCGAGAGUGGCCCCCCCAGAUACCAGCCGACAGGCCCAGCAGGAGGGAGACCAUUCAAAACCUGCCCAGACGUCCAGCAAGACCUGAGGAGAUGUGUGCCAUCUGUCUGGCAGAGUAUGAAGAGGGAGAAGUAGUCACUGUCAUUACAUGCGAGCACCAGUUCCAUCACCCGUGCAUCGCCCGGUGGCUACUAACAAAAUCCCACUGCCCCCUGUGCCGAGAACGCUGUUUCCCUCGUAGGAGAUAAGCAAAAAAUAAAUUAAUUAACAACUUAAUUACUGAAGUAGUUCUUUAAGACAAGUAUUCAUGUGUAUGUGGAGAUUUGGAGAGAAUGCAGUUGGCCGACAGCUAUCAGAAAUGUACCACCAGCUUAGGCCUGUGUCAGGGAAGAGGUAAAAUAGAACCUUUAUGGGGGUACAGGCCUUGGGAGGGAGAUUCCUAUGAUAAUGCUGUGUGUACUGGUUGUACUAGCCUCCUCUGACCAGCACCAU